Messenger RNA from Gaeumannomyces tritici R3-111a-1, 1766 nucleotides. RefSeq lists its product as hypothetical. NCBI's taxonomy places the organism in Eukaryota, Fungi, Ascomycota, Sordariomycetes, Magnaporthales, Magnaporthaceae. Bases 214 to 1677 code for a protein of 487 amino acids. The transcript is spliced from 2 exons. Gene Ontology annotation, molecular function: oxidoreductase activity. The record is from RefSeq and is a predicted model, not a curated record.
GCGAGCCAACGCGGCCUGGGCUUCCUCAUUUGCAGGCGCACGCGAGAUGGCCUGUCUCUUGGGUGGUCUUGGCCUGUCGGCGCCGCCGCGUAUAAAGCGAGGAGCGUCCUGAGACCAGUAAUGUUUGUUUGACGAGGCUAGCCUGCCCUUCCAGCCUCCAUCCCAUCAUAUCCUCUGUCCUUUAGGCCCCGUGCUUCAACUCCCUUGGACAAGAUGGUGAAUCAGCGUCUUCUCACGGCCCUGGCCUGGAGUCCCCUGCUGAUCAAGGCCGCUCCGCUCAACGGGGCAGAGUUUACCUCCGUCAUCACCAGGGACGUCGCCAUCUUGGGUGGUGGUGCUUCGGGCUCACAUGCCGCCGUGAGGUUGCGGGAGGAUUUCGGACACUCUGUUGUCGUCGUCGAGGCCAAAGACCACCUGGGAGGCCAUGUGGCGACGUACAACGACCCGGUCACGAAGAGCCCGUACGACUUUGGCGUGAACUCGUACGUCGACACGGGCGGCGCGCGCGCCUUCUUCGGGCGCAUGGGCGUCAACACGUCGAGCCCGACGCGCGCGCUGCGCACCAACGUCUACGCCGACUUCCGCACGGGCGAGGCGGUGCCGAACUGGGUCAGCCCCAACAACUCGGCCGCCCUGGAGACGUACCUCCAGCUGUGCCUCAAAUACCAGGACCUGAUGCUGCCCAGCUACGACAAGUUCCCGGCCGGCAAACAGAUUCCCGAGGAGCUGCUCAUGCCGUUCGGCGAGUUCGUGGCCAAGCACGGCAUCCAGGCCGCCCUGCCCAUAAUCUUCACCAUCGCCGGCAUGGGCACGGGCGGCAACAUGCUAAAGCUGCCGACCCUGUACAUGAUGCAGGCCUUUGGCGUGCCCAUGAUCAUGUCCCUGCGCCCCACCACGGGCAUGGGCUUCGUGCCGGCGUCGCGCAACAACAGCGAGCUGUACGGCAACAUCGGCCGCCUGCUGGGCAACGACGUGCUCUACUCGAGCCGCGUCGAGUGGGCCGAGCGCCGCAACGGCAAGCCGGGGUGCCCGGGCGGCGUCAAGCUCGUGGUGCGCCGCGCCGACGGCUCCAAGGUGCUCGUCAAGGCCAAGCGCCUGCUCGUCGCGUUCGAGCCGACGCUAGAGGCCCUCAACGGCCUCGGGACCGACAGGAACGAGCGCGACGUUUUCCGCCACUGGAAGUCGUCGCGCGGCUACGUCGGCAUCGUCACGCACCCGGCCCUGCCGGCCGCCGUGUCCAUCAUCAAUACGCCCGCCGAGCAGGCGCCCGACAACUACCUCGUUGACUACAAGGGCCCCUUCGUUGUGCGCUACGAGCACUACGGCGCCCCCAGCAACCUGUACCGCGUCCUCAUGUUCGGCGAGGACGGCUUUACGGCCGAGCAGGCAAAGGCCCUGACCCAGACCUCGUUCGACAAGCUCGUCGCCAAGGGCGUCGUGCCCGCCAACGCGACCGGCGAGCCCGUCAAGUUCGUCGCCUUUUCGGACCACCGGCAGAUGCACCUGCACUUCUCGCCCGAGGAGCUCAAGGCCGGCUUCAUCCAGAAGCAGUACGCGCUCCAGGGCUACCGCUCGACCUUUUACACGGGCGCCGCGUGGACGGCGCAGUUCACAAACGCCGUGUGGACCUUCAACGAUGAGAUCUUGCCCAAGGUGGUUAAGGGACUGAAGAAGUAGAGGUGGAUGUAUAUGUAUAUAUGAAGACGUGUAUAUGAGAAGAUGUGUAGAUAAUAUUCCUGAAUAUCCAAAAUUCGUCUAUGACAAAA